GCUCUAGCCCGCCGACGUCUCGCCGCCUCCAGCCCUCGCGCGGCCGCUCUAGCCCGCCGCCGUCUCGCCGCCUCCCGCCGCCAACAUCGGCCGCCGCGAACGCGUAGGUGCAGGCGCGGCGAGGCACGUCCCUUCCGGCUCUCCGUAGCGGGCGCGCUACCGCUUCCUGUCGCCGCGGCCCCCGGAUGCGCCGAGCGGAGCGGCGCCGUCUCGAGUCCCGCCGGGAGCCGGGAGAAGGCUAAGCUGACGAGGGCUUGACGAUGCACCAUGGCAGCGGCCCUCAGAACGUGCCCCACCAGCUGCCGCGGGCCAGGACCUUCGUGGGCGAGGACGAGCAGGCCCUCCCCGGGCUACCCCAGUCACCCGCCACGCCCUUUGUGCCGUCGGCGAGCCCCUCCGCGCCCCAGUCCCCACCUUACCAAGUGCAGCAGCUGAUGAGCAGGAGCCCUGCGGCCGGGCAGAAUAUCACCCUGCAGGGGGUGGGGCCGGGGGUGGGCGCCAGCCCCCAGCUCUCGCUGGCACCGCUGCCCAGCCCCGCCUCGCCCAGCUUCCAGUUCAGCGGCCAGAAGCGCUUCGAGCACGGCUCGCCGUCCUACAUCCCAGUCACCUCACCGCUGCCCCAGCAGGUGCAGACCCAGAGCCCCACACAGCCCAGCCCGGGGCCGGGGCCGGGCCUACAGAGCGUGCGGGCGGGCGCCCCGGGCUUGGGCCUCUGCAGCGGCAGCCCCGGCGGGGGCUUUGUGGACGCCAGCGUGCUGGUGCGGCAGAUCAGCCUGAGCCCGCCUGGCGGUGGGCACUUCAUGCUGCAGGAUGGCUCGGGACUGGCCCAGAUGGCCCAGGGGGCCCAGGUGCAGCUGCCACACGCGGGCCCACCCAUCGCCGCCCGGGAGCACAGACUGUCCCAGCCCCACGUGCAGUCCGGAGGGACCGUCCACCACCUGGGACCCCAGAGCCCCGCGGCCACCGGCGGGGCCGGCCUGCAGCCCCUGGCCAGCCCCGGCCACAUCACCACGGCCAGCCUGCCUCCCCAGAUCAGCAGCAUCAUCCAGGGCCAGCUGAUCCAGCAGCAGCAGCAGCAGCAGGCGCUCACUCGGCCCCUGCUCCCUGGGGUCGGGGGCCCCCCAGCAUUUGGGAUGACGUCCCCGCCACCCCCCACCAGCCCCUCCAGGACCACGGUGCCCCCGGGCCUCUCUAGUCUUCCGCUCACUUCUGCGGGGAGCGCAGGGGUGCGGAAAGCCCCCAAGAAGCUGGAGGAGAUCCCCCCGGCCUCCCAGGAGCUGGCCCAGAUGAGGAAGCAGUGCCUGGACCACCACCGCCGAGAGAUGGAGGUGCUCAAGGAGGCCUUCAAGGAGUAUCUGAUCGAGCUCUUCUUCCUGCAGCACCUCCAGGGCAACAUGAUGGACUUCUUAGCCUUUAAGAAGAAGCACUAUGCCCCACUGCAGGCUUAUCUUAGGCAGAAUGAUCUGGACCUGGAGGAGGAGGAGGAGGAGGAAGAGGAGGAGGAGGAAGAGAAGGCUGAGGUUAUCAAUGAUGAGCCGCAAGCCCUCACAGGAACCCUGGUGACAGGGGCUGGAAGUGCACUAGAGACCGAGGCCUUUAAGAGGCAGCAGGCGGGACCCCCAGCAGAGCAGUCUAAGAGACCUCGGCUUGAAGCGGGUCACCAAGGGGUAGUUUUCCAGCACCCAGGGGUGAAUGCAGGAGUUCCUCUUCAGCAGUUAAUGCCGACAGUCCAAGGAGGGAUGCCCCCGGCACCCCAGGCCGCUCAGCUUGCCGGACAGAAGCAGAGUCAGCAGCAGUACGACCCCUCCACGGGCCCCCCGGUGCAGAACGCCGCCAGCCUGCACACGCCGCCCCCACAGCUCCCCAGCCGGCUGCCCCCCGCCGUGCCCCUCGCCCCCACACUGCAGUUCCCCCCGCAGCUGGUGGAGCCUCCAGCCCAGCUCCAGGUCCCGGCGAAGACCCAGCCGCCCGGCGCCCCCGGUCCCGCACCGCCUGGCAGCCAGCUCCCGGCUGCCCCUGCGCAGCCCCUGCCACCAGCCCUCCACGUCCCGCCGCCUGGGAAGGCUCAGAUGCAGGGCCCGCCACCCUCGGCCCCGCCACAGACAGCUUCAGCCAGGCCUGCCGGGGACCCCGCCCCGCUCUGCCCACGCCCACUGCCUGCCGUGGCCACCUCUGCCUCAUCCUCCCCUGCGUGUGGGCUGGGCCCAGGCUCCGUACCUGCUCGCAUCUCCCCGCUGAACAGACCCUCUUCAGCCACCAAGUCGCUGUCUCCUGUCACCUCCCGGUCCCCAGGGCUGACUCUGUCAGCACUCCAGAAACCACAGAGUCCAGCUCAGAAUGUGGGCUCUGCCCCAGAUAGCACUCAGGACAAGUUAUCAGAACAGAUUGCUCUGGAGAACCACACCCACCAGCGGAUAGCAGACCUGCGGAAAGAGGGGCUGUGGUCGCUGCGGCGGCUGCCCAGGCUGCAGGAGGCCCCGCGCCCCAAGUCACACUGGGACUACCUGCUGGAGGAGAUGCAGUGGCUGGCCACCGACUUCGCCCAGGAGCGCAGGUGGAAGGUGGCUGCUGCCAAGAAGCUUGUGAGGACAGUGGCGCGCCACCACGAAGAGAAGAGGCUUCGAGAGGAGAGAGGGAAGAAGGAGGAGCAGAGCCGACUAAGACGAAUCGCAGCCUCAGCGGCUCGAGAGAUCGAGUGCUUCUGGUCAAAUAUCGAGCAGGUGGUGGAAAUAAAGCUGCAAGUAGAGCUGGAAGAGAGAAGGAAAAAGGCCUUAAAUCUGCAGAGAGUCUGCAGGAGAGGAAGCCACAGGAGGCCUAAAGGACUUGAGCAGUUGCCAGAGAAUUUUCUGGACCCAGGCCUGUCUGGAAGGAAGAGAAAAGCCAGCGUGUCUUUCACUGAUGAUGAAGCAGAAGACGAGGAGGAGACCAUCGAGGCAGAAGAGGCACUGGAAGGACCUGUGGAUCACCAGUCGGAGCUGUCCCACUUAGCCAGAGAGGCGGAGUUGCCCUUGAUGGACCUGAUGAAGCUGUAUGAAGGUGCCUUCCUCCCCGGCUUCCAGUGGCCCCAGCCUGCUCCCGACAGCGAGGACACGAGUGAGGAAGAAGUUGUGGAAGACGUGCCGGGUGACCGUGAGAGUCGGAGGGAUGUGGUGCUCAUCGACUCCCUGUUCAUCAUGGACCAGCUCAAAGCAGCAGACAGAAUGAGUGUCGGGAAGCCACACACAAAGGACAUCGCAGAAGUGACCGCAGUGGCCGAAGCCAUCCUGCCCAAGGGCAGCGCGCGUAUCAGCACCACGGUGAAGCUGAGCGCCCCACCCCUGCUGUAUGGCGUGCUCAGAGACUACCAGAAGAUCGGCCUGGACUGGCUGGCCAAGCUGUACCGGAAGAAUCUCAACGGCAUAUUAGCAGAUGAAGCUGGACUUGGCAAAACGGUUCAGAUCAUUGCCUUCUUUGCCCACCUCGCCUGUAAUGAAGGUAACUGGGGGCCACACCUCGUCGUCGUGAGGAGCUGCAGCACCCUCAAGUGGGAGCUGGAGUUGAAGCGCUGGUGCCCGGGGCUCAAGACCCUCCUGUACACCGGCAGCCAGAGAGAGCUCAGGGCAAAGCGGCAGGAGUGGGCAGAGCCCGGCGGCUGCAACGUCUGCAUCACUUCCUACAAGCAGUUCUUCCGGGGCCGCACAGCCUUCACACGGGCUCGCUGGCAGUGCCUGGUCAUGGACGAGAUGCAGUGCGUGAAGGGCCUGGGCGAGCGCCACUGGGAGGCUGUGUUCUCCCUGCAGAGUCAGCAACGCCUGCUGCUCAUUGAUGCCCCCCUGCACAACACCUUUCUGGAGCUGUGGACCAUGGUGCACUUCCUCAUCCCUGGCAUCUCCAGGCCGUACCUGCACUUCCCCCUGAAGGCCCCCAGCGAGGAGAACCAGGACUAUUACCACAAAGUGGUCAUCCGUCUGCACCGGGAAGUGAGCUCACAGAGUGGACAGGGAGGGGUGUCCCAGGACAACCUUGGGGCCAUGCCCCUUGCCUUCCUUCCCGUGGUCUCCGUCUGCACUGUGAAGACAGCUGGCGGGCUGUUAGGGUCUUCCCUCCCGCUGGCGACACGGAGAGCGGGGCUGUGCACUCUGCUCAGGUUGUGGCCUCCCCCACUUCUUGGCCGGGGGGGGGGGCUUCCCGACGGUGGGGGCUGGGGCUGCUGCGGCAGUGCGUCGCAGCAGCUGUGCCGUGGUGCCCGCAGGACGCAGGAUGCCCUGAAGAGCGGGCACUUCGUGGAUGUGCUGAGCAUCCUGCUGCGGCUGCAGCGCAUCUGCAACCACCCGGGGCUUGUGGAGCCUCGGCUGCCCGAGUCCUCCUACAGCGCUCAGCCUCUGCGGUACCGCGCGGCCUCUCUCGUCCUCAAGGCUCUGGACAGAGACUCCUGGAUGGAGGCCGACCUCUCCAUGUUCGACCUCGUCAGCCUAGAGAGCACGAUGACCCACCGCGAGGCUGAAGCGCUACGCCAGAAGAAGGCGACCCGCAAGCUCAUGGAAGAGCUGUGCACAGCGCCACCCCCCGUGGCUCGGCCUACUGCCAUCAGGCUCAAGCCCAGCAGGUUGUUCCAGCCCGUGCAGUAUGGCCAGAAGCCCGAGGGCCGCACCGUGCCUUUCCCCAGCACACACCCACCCCGCACGGCAGCCUCGGCCACGGCCACUCCACAGGGCCACGUACGGGGACGGCCACCCAUCGCCACCUUCUCUGCAAACCCGGAUGUGAAAGCGGCCGCCGCCCCGUUUCAGACCUCUCAGGCCUCCAGUGCACCAAGACACCAGCCCGCCUCGGCCUUCAGCACAGCACCUAGCCCAGCCCAUCCUGCGAAACUGCGGGCGCAGACCACUGCCCCGGCCUCCGGCCCCGGCCCGCCCCUGCCCCAGCCCCAGGCCCCACACACGGCCGGGCAGGGCACACUGCCGCCACAGGGGCUGGUGCUCACCUCGCAGGCCCAGGCACGCCUGCCGAGUGGCGAGGUCGUCAGAAUAGCCCAGUUGGCUUCCCUCUCGGGACCAGCGAGCCGAGCGGCGCAGCCAGAGACCCCUGUGACACUGCAGUUCCAAGGGAACAAGUUCACCCUGUCCCACAGCCAGCUCCGGCAGCUCACCGCCGGCCAGCCACUGCAGCUGCAAGGCAGCGUUCUCCAGAUCGUGUCUGCCCCUGGACAGUCCUACCUGCGGCCGCCCGGCCCUAUAGUCAUGCAGACGGUGUCGCAGGCAGGUGCCCUGAACGCCCUGGGAAGCAAGCCUCCAGCCACUGGCCCCAGCCCUUCGCCUCUGGCCCCGCAAGUCGGUGUGCCUGGUCGGGGACCCAUGAACCCUGUGGCUACGGGAGAACCUGGAAUGGCCCCCAAGCCAGCCUCGCCCCUCGGAGGACCAACCCAGGAGGAGAAGGCCCGGCUCCUGAGAGAGCGGCUGGACCAGAUGUACCUGGUGAAUGAGCGGCGCUGCAUUCGAGCCCCCGUCUAUGGCAGGGACGUGCUGGGCCUCUGUGCCCAGGCUGCUGGAGAGAAGGCGCCCUGGCUCCAGGCUGCAGGCGGCUGGCAAGGCCUGGGAGACCUGAUCCUGACACUGAGUCAGCGCCAGGAGUCCCUGCAGGAUGUCAUCGACAGGGUGGUGUGUGUGAUCCCGCCGGUGGUGGCACUGCCCCCAUCUCUGUGGGUGGCAAGGCCACCCUCCCUCUACAGCCACCGGAUGCGGGUAUUCAGGCAGCGCCUGAGGGAACACCUGGCCCCCUAUGCCCAACAGCUGCGGCAGGUGACAGCGCUGCGCUUUCCGGAGCUCCGGCUGGUGCAGUUUGACUCAGGAAAGCUGGAGGCAUUAGCUCUCCUGCUGCAGAAGCUGAAAUCUGAGGGGCGCCGAGUGCUGAUCUUGUCACAGAUGGUGCUCAUGUUGGAUAUCUUAGAAACGUUCCUCAACUUCCACUAUCUCACCUAUGUAAGAAUUGAUGAGAACGCCAACAGCGAACAGCGGCAGGAACUGAUGAGGAGCUUCAACAGAGACAGGCGCAUUUUCUGUGCCAUCCUCUCCACGCACAGCCGUGCCACCGGUGUGAGCCUGGUGGAGGCCGACGCCGUGGUGUUCUACGACAACGACCUGAACCCCGUGAUGGACGCCAAGGCCCAGGAGUGGUGUGACAGGAUCGGCAGGCGCAAGGACGUGCACGUUUACCGUCUUGUGAGUGGCAAUUCCAUCGAAGAGAAGCUGCUGAAAAACGGAACCAAAGAUCUGAUCCGAGAAGUGGCUGCUCAGGGCAACGACUACUCCAUGGCGUUCCUGACACAGCGGACUAUCCAGGAGCUGUUUGAGGUGUACUCUCCCAUGGAUGAUGCCGGCUUCCCCGUGAAGGCUGAGGAGUUUGUAGUCCUCUCUCAGGAGCCUUCUGUCACAGAAACCAUCGCCCCCAAAAUUGCACGGCCUUUCAUAGAGGCUCUCAAGAGCAUCGAGUGUCUGGAGGAAGACGUGCAACAGCCCACAGGGGAGCUGGAGUCCGGGGCCUCGGACUCAGACUCGAACGGCUGCAGGUGGACAACAGAGCCCUCACAGCUGGAGGAGCUGGCUGGCUUCAUGGAGCAGCUUACACCAAUAGAAAAAUACGCUCUGAACUACCUGGAACUGUUUCAUAUGUCCCUUGAUGAUGAGAAGGAGAGAAGUCGGGAGGACACCGUGCUGAGUGCAGUGAGGGCGUGGGAGUCCCAGAACGCCAGGAGCCUGCGGGAGCGCGAAGCCCGGGUGUGGUGGGAACAGGAGCAGGAGGAGUUGCUCACCUACACUCGAGAAGAUGCCUACAGCACGGAGUACAUCUAUGAAGGUGCGGACGGACAGACAGAAGUCAUGCCGCUCUGGACGCCACCCACGCCCCCUCAGGAUGACAACGACAUCUACAUCGACUCUGUCAUGUGUCUCCUGUACGAGGCCACGCCCAUCCCCGAGUCCCAGCUGCCGCCCGUGUGUGUGAGGCAGGAGCGACGGCGGCUCAAGACAGACCCGCCAGCUGCAGGGAGGAAGAAGAAGCAGCGCCACGGGGAGGCGGUGGUGCCACCCCGCUCCCUGUUUGACCGGGCCACGCCGGGCAUGCUGAAGAUCCGGCGCGAGGGCAAGGAGCAGAAGAAGAACCUGCUGCUGAAGCAGCACGCGCAGUUCGCCAAGCCUCUGCCCACCUUCGCCAAGCCCACUGCUGAGCCCGGCGCAGACAACCCCGAGUGGCUCAUCAGCGAGGACUGGGCGCUGCUGCAGGCUGUCAAGCAGCUCCUGGAGCUGCCCCUGAACCUCACCAUCGUGUCCCCGGCCCACACACCCAACUGGGACCUGGUCAGUGACGUCGUCAACUCCUGCAGCCGCAUCUACCGCUCCUCCAAACAGUGCCGGCACCGCUAUGAGAGUGUGCUCAUCCCCAGAGAGGAGGGGAAGAGCAAGAGCAACCGGCCACUGCGCACAGGCCAGAUGUACGCCCAGGACGAGAGUGCCGCGCACACCCAGCUCUACAGCAGCCACUUCGACCUCAUGAAGAUGACGGCCGGCAAGAGGAGCCCCCCCAUCAAGCCCCUGCUUGGGAUGAAUCCCUUUCAGAAGAACCCCAAGCAUGCCUCUGUGCUGGCUGAGAGUGGGAUCAACUACGACAAGCCACUGCCGCCUAUCCAAGUGGCCUCCCUCCGGGCAGAGCGCAUCGCCAAGGAGAAAAAGGCAUUGGCUGACCAGCAGAAAGCGCAGCUACCCCCUGUGGCCCAGCCCCCACCGCCCCCUCCACCCCAGCCGCAGCCACCCCCACCCCAGCAGCCACCCCCGCCACUGCCCCAGCCACAGGCAGCGGGAGGCCAGCAGCCCCCGGGGCCACCCCCAGUGCAGCCGCAGCCGCAGCCCCAAGCACAGCCCGUGCAGCCCCCAGCCAAAGUGCCCUCCACGAUCACCACUGUGGGCAACACUGCUGUGCUGGCGGGAGCCAUCAAGACGUCAGUCACGGGGACCAGCAUGCCCACAGGCACUGUGAGUGGGAACGUGAUCGUGAACACCAUUGCAGGUGUCCCCGCUGCCACCUUCCAGUCCAUCAACAAGCGCCUGGCAUCGCCAGUGGCACCCGUGGCCCUGCCUACUUCCGGGGGGUCCACUCCUGCCCAGCUGGUCCACACACAGCCCCGAGCCGUAGGCUCCCCAGCCACAGCCACCCCAGACCUGGUGUCCCUGGCCCCGACGCAGAGUGUGCGGGCGGUCACGUCCGUGACAGCCUCGGCCGUGGUGACGACCAGCCUGACCCCGGUGCAGACCUCAACCCGAUCUCUGGUGACUCAGGUGUCCCAAGCUCCAGGGGUACAGCUCCCGGGGAAGACCAUCACGCCCGCACACUUCCAGCUGCUCCGGCAGCAGCAGCAGCAGCAGCAGCAGCAGCAGCAGCAGCAGCAGCAGCAGCAGCAGCAGCAGCAGCAGAGCCCACAGGUGCAAGUCCCGCAGAUCCAGGGCCAGGCCCCAUCCCCGGCGCAGAUCAAGGCCGUGGGCAAGCUGACGCCGGAGCACCUGAUGAAGAUGCAGAAGCAGAAGCUGCAGCUGCCCCCACAGGCGCCCCCGCCCUCGGCCCCCACCGGGCCCCCACAGCCCCCGGCGCAGGUGCAGCUGCAGCCUCCGCAGCCCCCGGCGCAACAGAGCCCCCAGCUCACCACCGUCACGGCCCCCAGGCCCGGAGCCCUGCUCACAGGCACCACCGUGGCCAACCUCCAGGUGGCACGACUCACCCGUGUGCCCACGUCCCAGAUGCAGGCCCAGGCUCCUCAGCCUGCCCAGGUAGCCCUGGCGAAGCCGCCCGUGGUGUCUGUGCCCGCAGCCGUGGUCUCCUCUCCUGGCGUCACCACCCUGCCCAUGAACGUGGCCGGCAUCAGCGUGGCCAUCGGGCAGCCACAGAAAGCCACAGGGCAAACCGUUGUGGCACAGCCUGUGCACGUCCAGCAGCUGCUGAAGCUCAAGCAGCAGGCGGUGCAGCAGCAGAAGGCCAUCCAGCCGCAGGCCGCCCCCGGCCCAGCCGCCGUCCAGCAGAAGAUCACGGCUCAGCAGAUUGCUGCUCAGGGCCAGCCCCAGAAGGUCACGUACACCACCCAGCCAGCUCUCAAGACUCAGUUCCUCACCACGCCCAUCUCGCAGGCCCAAAAGCUGGCCGGGACCCCGCAGGUGCAGACUCAGAUCCAGGUCGCAAAGCUCCCUCAAGUUGUGCAGCAGCAGAGCCCCGUGACCAGCAUCCAGCAGGUCGCCGCCUCCCAACAGGCCUCCCCGCAGACCGUGACGCUCACGCAGGCCACGGCGGCCGGCCAGCAGGUGCAGGUGAUCCCCGCGGUGACGGCCACAGCGCAGGUGGUGCAGCAGAAGCUCCUGCAGCAGCAGGUGGUGACGACGGCGGCCCAGCUUCAGACUCCCGGCGUGCCCAACCCCAGCCAGGUGCCGGCCGGCUCCGACAGCCCUGGCCAGCAACCCAAGCUCCAGAUGCGAGUCCCUGCCGUGCGUCUGAAGACGCCUACCAAGCCUCCGUGCCCCUAGCCAGCAGGCAGCCUGCAUGUCCCUCCGUCUGCCGGAACGGGGUAGCCUUUAUUUGUUCUUGACCCUUGGUUG
Messenger RNA from Erinaceus europaeus (western European hedgehog), 9608 nucleotides. It is a transcript of the gene EP400, whose product is annotated as E1A binding protein p400. Gene Ontology annotation, molecular function: ATP binding; ATP-dependent chromatin remodeler activity. Bases 261 to 9536 code for a protein of 3091 amino acids. NCBI's taxonomy places the organism in Eukaryota, Metazoa, Chordata, Mammalia, Eulipotyphla, Erinaceidae. The record is from RefSeq and is a predicted model, not a curated record. The transcript is spliced from 53 exons.